Empidonax traillii (willow flycatcher) is the source of this 2202-nucleotide messenger RNA. RefSeq names its product chromosome unknown C3orf18 homolog (gene CUNH3orf18). The transcript is spliced from 5 exons. Bases 221 to 691 code for a protein of 156 amino acids. Lineage: Eukaryota; Metazoa; Chordata; Aves; Passeriformes; Tyrannidae. The record is from RefSeq and is a predicted model, not a curated record.
GCCCCCGCGGCCGCUCCGCCCGCGCGCCGCGGGCACCGGACGGCUCGGCGGGGAGCGCGCAGCACAAUCCGGUGUGGUUCCUGUGAAGGAAACCCAUCAGUGGUGAUGCCCCAGGACGGGGCUCACGUGAGGGUCCUGCAUACGAAGGGCAGCUCUGCACUUGUGUAGCUGAUGGGUGAGGACACCAGCCCGGUGAGAGGAGCUACCAGGAGCAGGCAGGAUGAGUUACAGCUCCCCCUCUGUGCACGACCCGUAUCACAGCACCCCCACCACGGCCAGGCCAGACCCAGGGACAGCUCUGGAUGUGACUGUACCAGAAACAGCCACCAUAAGCCCUGAGACUUCCACCUUCAACAGCACCAAAAUCCCAGAUGUGGCCGGCACUGGAGCCAGCAUGAGCACGAUGCUGCUGUCCUUUGGGAUCAUUACUGUGAUUGGGUUGGCUGUAGCUAUGGUUCUGUAUAUCAGGAAGAGGAAGAGGUUGGAGAAGCUACGGCACCAGCUGAUGCCCAUGUACAACUUUGAUCCCACUGAGGAGCAGGAUGAACUGGAGCAGGAGCUGUUGGAACAUGGGCGAGAUGCAGCAUCUUCCCAGGCAUCGCAGAGCAAGGUGCUGCUGGCAGGCCCGGGGGCCGUGCAGAGACCCAGCCGCCUCGUGUUCACCGACGUGGCCAACGCCAUCAACGCCUGACCAGCACCCGCCGCACCCGCCACGGCAGGACGAGCCAGCAGAGCAGUGACUGCACGGCUGAUCCACUGAGCCCCCCGGGCACCCCGCUGGUUUGUGUGAGGAGUGGGCAGGGCACUGCCAGCCCUCGGGGAAGCAAACCCUUUGCGAGGGCAGUGGUGAUUUUUUGGUGCGUCUGCUCCCACUGAAAGGUCCCGAGCUCAUUUUUGGGCUGGCGCUGGCUGAUUCCACCUGCCAAGCUCUGUGCCUUGGAACAGCGCCUGCCUGGGGGAGAUUACCCUGGCAGAGCACACCUGGGGGCUGUCUGGGUCAGGGAAGGAGGAGAGGGGCGCAUUUCAGACACCUUCCCCCAUGGGUCUGUGGCACCAGGCCCAAGGAAAGCCAUGAACAAACCUCUCUGUGCAGUGGCCACAGCUCUGGCAGGUCCUGGGAGUGGGAUGGGACUGGUGGCAAAGCCUCUUUGAGCAAGGAGAGCUGAGUGGUAACUGAGGCACACCAUGGAAAACACACACCAGGGGUUUAUCCCCGCUGCUGAUAAACGAGCAUCAGGGUGACGUUGAAGCGUGGGGAAUUCACUAGCUGUAAAAAGUGAAACAGAGAACAUGUGGCUGAUUACGUCUUAACUGAGGAAGUGGCUGAAUAUCCCAAAUCAGGGCUAUUAUACAAAGAGUGGAAUUGGCACAGCCAGAGGCAGGGGCUGCCAGGUCUGGCUGAAUGACUCUGUGCUGCUGAACUAGGAAUAACAGUGCUUGGGCCACGAAGAGGAGCUAAGUUGGGGUUCCAGUACCACGGAUCUCCUCCUGCUUUGGCUCAGGGAAGUUUCUACAGGGCAGAGUGUUAUCCAAAAAAAAAAAAAAAGAUUAAGCUUUGAAAUAUUUUCUUUUAAAUAAAGAAAAACAUGUGUUGGCUCAAACAUUACAACAGCCCCAUGUCUGCCCCCAGAGGUGACUAACAGCUGGUUUGUACUUCCUUACUGCCAGGACCUGCAGUCAGAGCCUUCUCUUCUUCCUGCUGAAGGGAACACAGAGCUUUGUGUUAGCCUCUGCUCGUGUCACCUGCUAGGAACAGGUAGGUGGGACUAGACAGGUAAGCCAGGAGGUUCCCUGUAGCCCUGAAGUGUCUCUGCCUGAGCAUCCUUCAGGGCUGCAGGAGAAGAGAGUGCAAAGGGGCCACCCUGGCACAUGGCAGUGCAGUGUGGGGUCUGUGCUCUGCUGCUGGGCACCAGCCCCAAGGGCUGCAGAGCACAGCAGUGCCCAGCAGCAGUGCCCAGCCCUGCCCUGAGCCCUCCUGAUCUUUUUCUGGUACGUGCAUUUGUCAAUCAGAUCAUAAUCCAUCCACAGUCAGAAGGGAAUCGGGGCAAGCCAAAAUUUGAAUGCAGAUCCAAAGCUUUACACAAGGGGAUGUUUCAGAAUGGCAAUUCAGGUAUCAUGUGCUUUGCUGCAAGUCUGGACCUGCCAGUUAUUUUUUGUUUUCCCAAAUAAUUUUUUUCCCCUUCCCCACUGUGUUUUUUUCCA